GGCGCGGAGCCGGCAGAAUGGACGGAGCCGGGGAGCGCAGCCUCCCGGAGCCGGACAGCCCGGGCUCCCGGGCUGGCGAGGAUGUGGAGAUCGUGGUCAACGUCGGGGGCGUGCGGCAGGUGCUGUACGGAGACCUGCUGUGCCGGUACCCCGAGACCCGGCUGGCGGAGCUGCUGACCUGCCUGGCCGGCGGCUACGACAGCAUCUUCUCGCUGUGCGACGACUACGACCCCGGGAAGCGCGAGUUCUACUUCGACCGCGACCCGGACGCCUUCAAGUGCGUCGUCGAGGUGUACUACUUCGGGGAGGUGCACAUGAAGAAGGGCAUCUGCCCCAUCUGCUUCAAGGGCGAGAUGGACUUCUGGAAGGUGGACCUCAAGUUCCUGGACCAGUGCUGCCGCAGCCACCUGCGCGAGAAGCGCGAGGAGCUGGAGGAGAUCGCGCGCCGCGUGCAGCUCAUCCUGGACGACCUGGGCCUGGACGCGGCCGCGGGCCGCUGGCGCCGCUGCCAGCAGCGCGUCUGGAAGUUCCUGGAGAAGCCCGAGUCCUCGCGGCCGGCGCGCGCCGUGGCCGUGCUGUCCUUCCUGCUCAUCCUCCUGUCGUCCGUGGUCAUGUGCAUGGGCACCAUCCCCGAGCUGCAGGUGCCGGACGCCGAGGGCGGCCGCGUGGAGCACCCGGCGCUGGAGAGCGUGGAGACGGCGUGCAUCGGCUGGUUCACGCUGGAGUACCUGCUGCGCCUCUUGGCCUCGCCCAACAAGCUGCACUUCGCCCUGUCCUUCAUGAACGUCGUGGACGUGCUGGCCAUCCUGCCCUUCUACGUGAGCCUGACGCUCACGCACCUGGGCGCGCGCAUGAUGGAGCUGACCAAGGUGCAGCAGGCGGUGCAGGCGCUGCGCAUCAUGCGCGUGGCCCGCAUCUUCAAGCUGGCGCGCCACUCCACCGGCCUGCAGACGCUCACCUACGCGCUCAAGCGCAGCUUCAAGGAGCUCGGGCUGCUGCUCAUGUACCUGGCCGUGGGCAUCUUCGUCUUCUCCGCCCUCGGCUACACCAUGGAGCAGGGCCACCCCGAGACGCUGUUCAAGAGCAUCCCGCAGUCCUUCUGGUGGGCCAUCAUCACCAUGACCACCGUGGGCUACGGCGACAUCUACCCCAAGACCACGCUGGGCAAGCUGAACGCGGCCAUCAGCUUCCUGUGCGGGGUCAUCGCCAUCGCCCUCCCCAUCCACCCCAUCAUCAACAACUUCGUCCGCUACUACAACAAGCAGCGCGUCCUGGAGACGGCCGCCAAGCACGAGCUGGAGCUCAUGGAGCUCAACUCCGGCGGCGCCGCCGGCGGGGGCGAGGGCCAGGCCGUGGGCUCCCGCGGCGACCUGGACAUCCUCCCACCCGAGCCCGCCGCCGCCGCCGCCGCCGGCAAGGAGGGGGCCCGGGGCAGCCGGCUGAGGGUCUCCCACAGCGACACCGUCAUCCCCCUCCUGACCCAGGAGAAGCACCACAGGACCCGGCUCCAGAGCUGCAAGUGAGGUGGGCCGUCCGGGCGCAGGUGGACGGAUGCGGUGACUGUCCUUGCCCCCCCCCUCCCCUCCUGAGCAGAGCCCUGAAGGCCCUCUGGGCGCCUGCCAUGGGGCUGGGAGAGACCCUUUGUGUUGCUGGCGGUCCGGGAGCCG
Messenger RNA from Eptesicus fuscus (big brown bat), 1667 nucleotides. It is a transcript of the gene KCNF1, whose product is annotated as potassium voltage-gated channel modifier subfamily F member 1. Gene Ontology annotation, molecular function: voltage-gated potassium channel activity. The record is from RefSeq and is a predicted model, not a curated record. The transcript has a single exon. Gene Ontology annotation, cellular component: voltage-gated potassium channel complex; membrane. Bases 18 to 1523 code for a protein of 501 amino acids. Gene Ontology annotation, biological process: potassium ion transmembrane transport; protein homooligomerization. Lineage: Eukaryota; Metazoa; Chordata; Mammalia; Chiroptera; Vespertilionidae.